This is a messenger RNA of Lactuca saligna, 1149 nucleotides long. The record is from the annotation of a GenBank genome assembly. Lineage: Eukaryota; Viridiplantae; Streptophyta; Magnoliopsida; Asterales; Asteraceae.
CUUCAAUCCAUACGCUUCCAUUUUUGUCCCCACCAUAUCCCUACCCAUCCUCACCUCGCCAUGCCAAUCUUCUUCCUCUAGUUCUCAAUCCAACCCUCUUUAGCAUUUUCUUUCAAUAGUCCUCUGGUUAUUAUGGCUGUCGCCAUGGCCUCUUGUGGGUGCACUAUUGGAGUUUACACCAAAUUAGUUGCAUUCGAGAAGCAACCCAUCUCUAAAGCUGCGUUCUUCGGUUCAGAUCCUCUUAAACAUCUAUGUACUUCAACUAAACCAAGAUUAUCAUAUUCAUUGAGUACUAUGAUUCCAAAAGCAUCAGCCACAGCCAUUGAGGAUGGAAGUUAUCAAGAAACAGAUGUGAUUCCAACACCCAAAGUAAUUAUCGACCAGGACUCAGACCCAAAUGCAACUGUUGUGGAGAUUACCUUUGGGAAUCGCCUUGGAGCUCUUCUUGACACUAUGAAUGCUCUAAAAAAUCUUGGAUUGAAUGUUGUCAAAGCAAACGUUCAUCUGGAUUCUUCAGGGAAGCAUAACACGUUCUCGAUCACUAAAUCCUCGACUGGUCGGAAAGUUGAGGAUCCUGAGUUGCUUGAGGCCAUCCGUCUAACAAUUAUUAGCAAUCUUCUUGAAUAUCACCCGGAAUCAAGCGCUCAGUUAGCUAUGGGAGAAGCCUUUGGAGUCGAAGCACCAAAACAGAAGCUUGAUGUUGACAUUGCAACUCGCAUCCGUAUAUCUGAUGAUGGUCCCGAUCGAAGUUUGCUCUCAGUGGAAACAGCAGAUAGGCCUGGGUUACUGGUAGACCUUGUGAAAAUUAUCACUGAUAUUAACGUUGCAGUAGAGUCAGGAGAGUUUGACACCGAGGGUUUGUUGGCCAAGGCCAAGUUCCAUGUGAAUUACAAGAAUAAGGCUCUCAUCAAACCCCUUCAGCUGGUUGUCACUAAUAGUUUGCGUUACUUUUUAAGACGCCCGUCAACAGAUGAGUCAAUCGAUACAAAACUGCAUGUUUACCAUUGUGCACCAAGGCCUACUGCAAUGCUCAUCACGAAGGUUGCCGUUGUCAACGUGGCUACGGUGGUGGUUCGUGAACACCACCCGAACCUUUCUGGUCGGGCAUGGUUGUUCGUGAAGCCAAAAACGAUUGACAACUCCCAAUAG